Messenger RNA from Gryllus bimaculatus (two-spotted cricket), 1473 nucleotides. NCBI's taxonomy places the organism in Eukaryota, Metazoa, Arthropoda, Insecta, Orthoptera, Gryllidae. The record is from the annotation of a GenBank genome assembly.
AUGGCGGAGGCGGAGGAGGAGGCGCCUCUGGCGUUCCCGGCGCGGCUGCUGGACCUGCUGGGCGUGGCCGUGUCAGGAGGCGCGGAGGGCGAGGGUGAAGGCGAGGGCGAGGGCAGGGGCGCGGGCGGGCGCGGCGUGCGCCUGCGCUUUGCGUUCGUCUGUGCCAUGCUCGCCGUCGAGACCUUCGCCUGGAUCCACCACACCAUGCACGCCCAGCGCAGGUACCUGCUGGCGGUGAUGUCCUUCACUGCGCUGCCGUGGUUGGGGCCGCUCGACCCCCGGACGGGUCGUCCGCCGGCGCCCUUGCCGCUCUCCUUGCCCGUGGACGACACGCGCGCGCUCGGCUACUACUUCAACGUAGCCUCGCAGGUGUCGCAGAUGCUGCUGUUCACUCUGUUGAUCCCGACCACCGACUGCACGUUGGCGGCGCUGAUGGCGCACGUGGCGCUGCGCCUGCGCGGGGUGGCCGUGGCGCUGGACCAGCUGCGCCCACGUGACGGUGCGGCCAAGGGCAGGGACUCGGGCGACGGGCAGUGGGCGCGGCGCCUGCGCCAGUGCGUGAGCGACCACCAGGUGGCGCUCGGGUUUAAAAAUAAGUUGUUUAAAAAAGGUAGUGUUGUAUUAUUUGAAAAACUACUGUCCAUCCAGAUCGUGUACAUCGUGAUGAUGCCGGUGUCGGGCUGCACCAUGGUGGCGCUGAUGGCCAACGCGGCGCUGCAGCUGCGCGCGGUGGCGGCGUCGAUGCGCGCUCUCGGCCACGCCGCCUGGCCCAGAGCCAGGGAGCGCCUGCGCGCCUGCGUCCGCCACCACCAGGAGGCGCUCAGGUGUGUGUGCGUGUGCAGGCUGGUGGACGAGGUGGACGCGCUGCUGCAGCUGCCUCUGGCCACGCAGUUCGUGUGCUGCUCCAUCAUGUUCUGUGCCAUGGCCAACCAGCUCACCAAGGUGACAGCAUUUGAGAUUUUUUCAUUUGAAUUUGUAAAAUCCCAAGGUUAUAUUAAAAAAUUUACAAAAUUAAUUUUGUACAAUGAAGGCGGCACGUCGCUGCACGCCAUGAUCCGCGAGGGCGCGCUGCUGGUGCCGUUCGUGGUGCAGCUGUUCGCCUACUGCUACGUGGGUGAGGGCGUGCGCGAGCAGGGGGCCGCGGUGGCGGCGGCGGCGUGGGCGUGCGGCUGGGAGGGCGGCGCCGCGCCGCUGGACGUGCGCAAGGACCUGCGCAUGGUGCUGCUGCGCGCGCAGAAGCCCACGCGCAUCACCGCGCUGCGCAUCGCAGACGUCGCCCUCCACACCUUCGGCGAGACAAGAGUUCUAAAUGGGGACGAAAUUGCUUCCUUGGAGGUCAAGGAAAUUCUUAAGGUAAUGAUGAAGGGUUCGUUAAUGGAAUAUGCAGUAAACAAUGAUGGGUAUAAUUCAGAUCAAGAUUUUAUUGAUGUUAAAACAUUAACUGAAAUUGAUAAUUUAUUCUAUUUUGUAUAA